Rhizopus microsporus ATCC 52813 is the source of this 1119-nucleotide messenger RNA. RefSeq names its product PLP-dependent transferase. The record is from RefSeq and is a predicted model, not a curated record. Gene Ontology annotation, molecular function: pyridoxal phosphate binding. Bases 1 to 1119 code for a protein of 372 amino acids. The transcript is spliced from 4 exons. NCBI's taxonomy places the organism in Eukaryota, Fungi, Mucoromycota, Mucoromycetes, Mucorales, Rhizopodaceae. Gene Ontology annotation, biological process: biosynthetic process.
AUGCUUGCUGCAGUGUGGGACGCAAAGACACAAACAUUUCAUGGUGGACAAGAGCAUCGAUUUAUCAAAAACUUUGUUGAAGAUUUUAGUGUUACUACAAACUACCUUGGUACUCCCAAAAAAGCAUUAGAGGCUGCUAAAGAAGCUAUAAAUGAUAUUCAUCAUUAUCCCGCAGCUAAUCAAGAGCCAGCGAAAACAUGUUUGGCCAAGUUUCUUUGGGAGAAUGAUUAUGCUCAACAUCAUCCUAGAUUACUCAUGGGAAAUGGUGCCUCAGAAUUGAUCGAUUUGGUUGUUAGAAAGGCUCUUUUGUCUGCAAUGCAAAGAGGAAUUACUCAACCUACCUGGAAAGGCAGUCCCUGGGAUGUUCAGUACAGGGAAUACCAACGUAGUGCAGAAACAAAUGGUUUCAAGAUCUUGGAUCCAUCAAGCCCCGAGCGUGCUGACAUGCUAUGUAUUGUAAAUCCAUGCAACCCUACUGGCGACUAUUUUUCUGUUGAACCUUUAAAAGCAUGGAUCAAAAAUAAUGUCAAACAAGGAGGAUGUGUCAUUGUUGAUGAAUCCAUGCAGCCCUGGCAUUCUUCUGAAUUCAGAUCAGAUUCACUGAUCUCACAGCAUGACUAUGCAAAGGAUAUGUGGACAAAUGAACAAGUGUCUGUUCACGUGAUGCACUCUUGGACCAAGAUCUGGUCCUGCACAGGUCUCCGAGUUGGUUCCGUGAUCUGUCCUACAGCAGAGCACUGUGAGGCAUUACGUAAAAUCCAAGUUCCUUGGUCAGUGAAUGGGCCAGCACUCAAGUUUGUGGAAGCAGUGGUUGAAGAUAUAGACUACUUGAAUGAAACAUGGGAAAAUACAGGUCGCUUGAGAACAUAUUUAAUAGACCAGCUCUCACAAUUAGAUGCUGCAAAGGAUUGGGUCUAUCAUGGUAAAUCAUUUUUAAGCUGGGUUUGGAUCGAUAUGAGAUCUGUUGAACUUGCAUCAAAAGCAGUAGACUUGGCACGUGAUGCUGGUGUGCCAGUUCGUAGCGGUAAACCAGGAUAUGGAUGCGAUACAUUUGUUAGAGUGGCGGUUCGCAAAGAAGAUGCUGUUCAAGUGCUUAUAAAUGCUUGGAAAUUCCUUUAA